AUGAGGCAGUGCAUCCAUGCUUGCAAGGCCAUCCCGGGUUUCAAACAUGGGGCGAGCCAGCCGCCCGAUUCGACUCUGGCGCUUGGCUUGGCAGCGUGUCCUUCGGCGGAGCUGCAAGCCUUGUCUUCGGCCACCGCCAAAGCGGUGUGCAGGGCGGACCCGGAGGGUGCCUGCCCAAUUUGCCUCCUGAGCUGGAAGGAGGAUGACAGUGUGCUGGUGCUGUCCUGCAACCACGUGCUGCACGUGGACUGCUUCUGGAAGAUGAUCACCUCGGGAUGCUCGGAGGUGACACGAGGCCGGUGCCGGGUCUGCAGGACGCCGGUGCACUGGGGCCCGGUGGCGCGCUCCAACCUGCGGUGUACGCUGGGCUCGGCUCUGGCGGCGGCUCUGGUGCGCCAGCAGCGCGCUGGAGGCGGGCUGACACAGUUCGAAGUCGCGGAGUACUGCGCGAGGGUGAGCCAGGAGAUCGGGGAAUCCUUCCGGGAGGUCUGGAUGGAGGUCCCACUGCAGUUGCGCAAGCUCACUGCACGCAACGUGCUGCUGAACAGCGAGAUGGCCAACCUGCAGAGGCUUUUCGUGGGUGACGUACCGGACUUCCCAGAGGUUCUCUCCUUGCCCUAG
Effrenium voratum is the source of this 621-nucleotide messenger RNA. The record is from the annotation of a GenBank genome assembly. NCBI's taxonomy places the organism in Eukaryota, Dinophyceae, Suessiales, Symbiodiniaceae.